AUGGAAUUGGCAGUGGAGGCAUCUCGCGCUCGAUGCACUGUCGGAGAGAUUAGCGACGCAAUGGAGAAAGUCUUCACUCGUUAUGCUGCCGUGAACAAAAUGGUAUCAGGCGCCUACAAGUCAGAGUUUGGAGAGACGAACGAGAUCGCUCAGGUGAUGGAACGUGUGAAGGCGUUUGCUGCGAAGGAAGGUCGUCAACCUCGUCUUAUGGUAGCCAAGAUGGGACAAGAUGGUCACGACGUGGUGCUAAGGUGGUGGCUACCGGAUUUGCAGAUCUUGGUAGGAUUCGACGUUGACGUUGGGCCGCUGUUCCAAACCCCUGCUGAAGCUGCUCAGCAAGCUGUUGACGCUGAUGUCCAUGUGAUUGGAGCGAGCAGCCUUGCUGCUGGACACCUCACACUUGUGCCUCAGCUGGUUCAAGAACUCGCCAAACUAGGAAGAGAGGACAUUCUUGUGGUUGUUGGUGGUGUGAUCCCACCGCAGGACUAUGAUGCUCUGUAUAAGGCCGGUGCAUCUCUGAUCUUCGGACCUGGAACAAGACUACCUACUUGUGCCAACCAGGUAACUUUUUCUUCUGCUUUGGAAACUAGUUUGUUGAGUCGCCGUGGAAAGUGGCAAAACUGCUGCUGGCUGUUCUUCAGAACUUAA
This is a messenger RNA of Cooperia oncophora, 648 nucleotides long. Lineage: Eukaryota; Metazoa; Nematoda; Chromadorea; Rhabditida; Trichostrongylidae. The record is from the annotation of a GenBank genome assembly.